UAUAUCUUAUUACAUUAAACUGCUUGCUCAUGUCCCUCUUGUAAAUACUGACACAGUGAACUUCAGCGUAUAAAACCUGACUUGGAAACAGUGUCUGUGGGUGAGCUGGCAGCGUGAUCCCUCUGUCUGUGGGCGGGGAGACAAAGUGUCAGUCUGCGAUGCUGAAUGGCUGCAUCCCUGGUGUUCAGACUCCACGACCGAGGUCCCGAUCUGGUGAGGGAGGUGCUGCUGGAGCGAGGAUGGGAGGAAUAUGACGAAGAAGAGAGGGAGGAAGAAGACUGGAACCUGUACUGGAGGGGAUCUACCUUUCGGAACUCUGAGUAUCUCAAUCUGCUACCAUGGCAGCGACUCAACCACCAUCCCAAGACUGUUGGCAUCACACGCAAGGACUUCUUGGCACGUAACCUGAGGAGGAUGAGAGCCACGUUGGGUUCAUCUCUUUAUGACUUCAGUCCCACCGCCUUCAUACUCCCCAACGACUACACCCGCUUCCUGUCUGAAUACAACAAGCUGCGUCUGACCAGAGGAGCGUCCGUGUACUGGAUUUGUAAACCUGUGGAUCUCUCCAGAGGUAGAGGGAUCUUCAUCUUUGAGGACAUCAAGGACCUGGUCUACGACUGCUCCAUGAUCGUACAAAGGUACAUCAGCGACCCUCUUCUGAUCUCUGGGUACAAGUUCGACUUGAGGAUCUACGUGUGCGUGAAGACUUUUCACCCGCUGACUGUUUACAUCCACCAAGAAGGGUUGGUGCGGUUCUCCACUGAGAAGUACAACCUGACGUCUCUCCGAAACCUGUUCGCUCAUCUCACCAACACCAGCAUCAACAAGUUUGGACCUUUCUACAAAACCCAGAAAGAAAGAGUGGGCCAAGGGUGCAAGUGGACCAUGAGCAAGUUCAGGCACUUUCUCCACAGCCAGGACAUCAACCAGAAUCUUUUAUGGCAGAGGAUCAGCAACAUCGUGACUCUGACCCUUCUUACAAUCGCCCCUUCUGUGCCGUCUUGUCCGAAUUGUGUGGAGCUCUUUGGGUUCGAUAUCCUUGUAGACGUCAAGUUCAAACCUUGGCUGCUUGAAGUCAACUACAGCCCGGCGUUGACUCUGGAUUGCCAGACAGAUAUCACGGUGAAGAAGAGGCUCAUCGGCGAUCUGAUUGAUUUGAUGAACUAUACGUUGGUGGACAGCUUGAGAACAAAGGCUUUUCAAAGACAAGCGUACAAGAAGUCGUGCUUUCAUGCUAACUUCUCCUCAGAUGCUUUGAUACCUCUGCUCCCAAAGUUGAAAGAAGCUGAGUUUCAGAAGCAAGGAAAGGGUGGCCGGCCUUCUCAGACUCUCCCUAAGCUCAAACCUACACGCCACUUUGAAAAGAUGAACCAAAGACCGUCCAAGCUAGCUAACAACCAACAACGCUUUCCCUCAGUUGACUUCAACAAAGGUGGGAUAAAAACCCACACCAGCACGACCCUAAACCUGAUGCUUGACCCUCACUCAAGGUCAAACGUGUCAGGGGUUAACAGGCAGACAUGUCCUGCUCUUGCACCCUGGAUGAGGGUCAACAGAAGUCUUCUUCAGUCUGAGGUUACAAACUGUGACGAGACUGAAACAGAAGCCGAGACUGAGCUCCCGGCGCAGACAGACGUUUCCUGUUCGAUACAUGAUCUCCCAAAGAAGAGGCUGGGGUUCAGAUGGAAGCUCCCAGACAUUAACAGAAGGAGCAACAAGCCAGAGGGGGUACCCUUUGAGGGAAACGAGGCACUGAUCGGACACCAUGCUCCUCCACUCAGAGUCGGUGACUUCAUACGGACGUUUCCGUUUAACGCAGCCACCCUGAAGGCCUCGCAGCAUGAACUGGAAGUUAAAGUCAUCAUACAGGAGCUUCACAAGCUGACAGGUCAGCUGGCAAAAUCAGAGAAGAAGAAGAGGAAGAGAAAAGAGGAGGAAGGGAAGGACAGAGAUGGUGAAGAAGACUUUGAUUCUUUGCUGUGGGGGCCAAAAGACCCUCCGUUGAUCAGUCAAUGCUUAAAACACAACUAGAGGUGUUACUCCUUUUCUAUUUGUUUGUCAGAUGGUAACUCUCCCAUCACGUCCGUCUCUAUAAAACCUUUAAAGUGAAGCCAAAACAACAGAGCUCCCCCUGGUGGUCAAACUACAAAAUUACAACAAAUACUUUAUUUCUCAAACAUGUUUUUUUGUCAUUACAGUUUGGUUCUUGUCAUUCUGAUUUACUUCCACAUAUGUAUAGUUUUAGUUAUCUGGUAUUAAAUUGUGGGGAUGUGAAGUUAUGAUUGACAUUUCUGUUGACAAAUGUGACCAUGGUGAGCAGAGCAGAGGAAAGAGCGUCCACAAGAGUCUUUUCAUCUGUGAACUGAACCCUCCUGAAGAAGUUCAAUCUGUGUUAGGUUUGAGGAAGGAGCGUGUCAGUCACCAUCUGACCUGAUAGAGAUAAUAAUCCAGUAAAUAGGUGACUUCUUAAAGGCUCAGAGUAGCCCUGGUACAAUGUUUCUGUGGGUUCAAAAUCCACUUUCACAGCUUCAAUGGAUUUUUCAUCCAAUGUCAAACAACUACGUUCAUAGAUGACAUUUUAAAAUUUGCAUUUUAAUAUCAGGAAAUAGCAUUAAACCAUCAAAUUAGAUUAAUUUAAAGGUUUAGUUUUGGCAAAGUCGACUGUGGCUGUGAGAGGAAGCUCAUGGAAGACAUUAAGGUGAUUUAAUUGAGUUAAAUCUGGACACAGACA
Messenger RNA from Notolabrus celidotus (New Zealand spotty), 2731 nucleotides. It is a transcript of the gene ttll2, whose product is annotated as tubulin tyrosine ligase-like family, member 2. The transcript is spliced from 4 exons. Gene Ontology annotation, cellular component: cilium. Bases 166 to 2031 code for a protein of 621 amino acids. The record is from RefSeq and is a predicted model, not a curated record. NCBI's taxonomy places the organism in Eukaryota, Metazoa, Chordata, Actinopteri, Labriformes, Labridae. Gene Ontology annotation, biological process: microtubule cytoskeleton organization; protein polyglutamylation. Gene Ontology annotation, molecular function: tubulin binding; tubulin-glutamic acid ligase activity.